AAAAUUACUUUUAUCCCCCUAGACCAAAGGAAAAUAACACCAGAAAGGAUCUCAGAGAAGAUGCUUAGCAAGGCAGAGGAAGCUCUUACUGAUAUUGAGAAAGCAAUAAAAGCAAGAAAGCCAGCUUCAGUGCUGUCAGAAUUAUGGUCCAAGUUCUUCAAGGCUGUCCCUCACCAGGAGCAAGCUCAGAAACCUCCCAUUCAGCAGAUGGGUGAAGCUGUAGAAACAUUUUUACAUAGGAAGAGAGAGACCAUGAUGAUUCUCAGUGAUAUAAAACUAACUUGGAGUUUAUUGGAACAGGUGAGAAUUUCACCUAGAGUAAUUUUUAAAACCCUUUACCAGGAAGCGACACCAGAGUUCCUACUACUAUAG
Cherax quadricarinatus is the source of this 372-nucleotide messenger RNA. NCBI's taxonomy places the organism in Eukaryota, Metazoa, Arthropoda, Malacostraca, Decapoda, Parastacidae. The record is from RefSeq and is a predicted model, not a curated record.